This is a messenger RNA of Galleria mellonella (greater wax moth), 9749 nucleotides long. It is a transcript of the gene sick, whose product is annotated as protein sickie. The record is from RefSeq and is a predicted model, not a curated record. The coding region runs from base 16 to 8202 and encodes 2728 amino acids. Gene Ontology annotation, biological process: neurogenesis; nervous system development. Lineage: Eukaryota; Metazoa; Arthropoda; Insecta; Lepidoptera; Pyralidae. The transcript has 34 exons. Gene Ontology annotation, molecular function: protein binding; ATP hydrolysis activity.
CAAUGUAAUUAAAUAAUGACAAGCCCAAGACGAACUAAAAAGAGUGGUGCUCAAUGUGUGAUACAAUCUCUAGACUGGGACUCUCCUUCUGCAGCCACGGGGACUGUCAAACGGAGGCGGUCCUCGUGUCCAGAAAACUCUUCGAAACAUACAAUCCAAACGUCUGAGGCCAUCUUUGAAGUCCAAACACCAUCGGACUCGGGCAGUGGAACUUCAAGGAGUAUCGAUGGCACUGAUCAAUCUGAUCCUCUUAUAGAAAUAGAACAAAGAAUAUCAAGUAUAAUAAACGAAAACAGAUCUUCUAAAAGUAAUUCAGAGUCCAGUGAUGUAGAUAUUAUUAUAGACAAUAUUUUGGAUAAUAAUAUAGAGGGAGAUUUGUUCGAAAUCUGCCAAAAUGAAGAAUUUUUAUACGAUCAUAGCAAAACUUUCAUCAAAUCACAAGAACCACCUACAAUUAACAAAAAAGUUGACACAUCCGGUACUAAUGAAACAGUUCACGAUAAAAGAACAAAGGAAAGAAAACUUAAAACUCCGGCACCCAUUAAAAAAUUAAAUAAGUCUUUAGAUAGUAUAAAAAUUAGUCCAAAAAUUACUAAAGGUUCUUUGAAAAAUGAAGAUAAGGCUAGUGUGUUGCCUAUUUAUAAAAGUACCAUACAAGGGCCUUCCAUAGAUUUAAGUACAAGCAGUCAAAAGAAAAAAGCUACCUCAAAAUUAAGGCUACCAUUUUCUCCUGUAAAAGCUAUGGAUAAACCAAAAAUUAAUUUCUUUCAAACUAAAAAUAGCAUGGAAGAAAAUAAACCGUCACCACUUUUAUCAUCACCAGUACGAAGAACGAUAUCAAACGAGUAUGUUCGGUUAAAAUUUGCUAAUGAUACAGUAGUCAGACGGACAAUAGAUGGAAAAUCGGUACCAAAGAUCACACCUAAAAUCCAAUCAAUAAUACCAGAAAGCCCUGUUGAUACUGAAGAUCCAUUCUUAAACUUAAGUCCUAAUAAAAAAUAUACUGUAACAGUGAAUAACAAAGUCAGAUGCGAUAAGGAUAAUUAUGUGAUAUUUGAUCCAAGUACAGGAUUUAAUCCCGAAACUAUACCUAAACAAUCGAGAAUUCCUUUAAAAUCACCAAGUGGAGAUAAAUCGCGCAUUCUAAAAUCUCCGGCUGGAGAAAGUUCUGCUAUCACGCGAAAAUCUGCUAGUAUCAGUGAUACUGACAGUGGCAUACUAUCUCCAAAUUCUCCCAUUGAAACAAGUGACAAGAAAGGGGGAUAUUAUGUCAAUGCUGCUGUUUUUAGUGAGACGGUGAAAAAGUGCGCUGCAGACCUGGACAUCAAAAUUCUUCAUCCUGGACUGGCUAAGAAGGCUGCUGAACAAAUAAAGAUCUACACAGAUUGGGCGAACCAUUAUCUGGAGCGGGCGCGGUCCAGGAGACGCGCGGGCGCAUCGGGUGGCGGACUAGCCCGGGACUGUGCUGACGGGUUGCUUCUCGCCGACGUGCUGGAAGGCGUCACUGGCUUGAAGGUGCCUCGAGCUCACCGGAAACCAAGGAACCCUCAGCAAAUGUUGGAAAACGUACAGUGCUGUUUGGACUUUCUCCACGCGCAAAAGGUCCAGGGAUUAGAACAAGUUACGGCAGUUGAUAUACGGGACGCGAAGCUUAAAGCAGUAUUGGCACUAUUUUUCGCUCUCAGCCGGCAUAAGCAGGCAUCAAAACAAAGAACAGUGCCACCUAGCGGAAAUGUUCCAAACUUAGCGAAGAACGCAAGUGAUGACAUAUCUAUAAACUCCGUACAACGUAUAACAGGUGGCAGCAGCUGUGAUGAAAUUUUGACGGCUUGCGGUAAUAACGUCGAAAUGACGACGUUAACAGCUAAUAGGCAAGUGUCUGUGCUGCAGACGUCUAUCCCGCUGCCAGCGUCUGCGGCGGCAGUGCGACGUGCCCCGCCAGACAAACGGCCGCUUCCAGCUACCCCGUUGCAUACAGGGAGCAAAAGUGGACUUUCGGCAAGUUCCAGUCGUUCUACGAGUCCCUUGGGACAAGGGGUGGUUACUUUCAUUCCGCGCGCGCCGACUUCAUCCUCUGGAUCCCGUCCGAAUUCAUCGCUACUUGCACCUGGCAGUAAAAUACCAUCCUCCCUUCAAGCGCAACAACAUUCUCAGACAUCUAAUAAUCAUAAUGGAACACCUACAAAACAUUCUAUGUUGGAUAAAUUAAAAUUAUUUAACAAAGAUAAACUGAGUAGUGAAAAACAACAUAGUAAAAGUACAGCAGUCUCGAAACGUACUAGUUCUUCCAGCGGAUUUUCUUCCGCAAAAAGUGAAAGAUCAGAUUCAAGUUUGAGUCUUAAUGAAUCAAAUACACCGAAUACACAUAUCAAAUCUUCCAAUUUAGUAGGACCUAAAAGUAUAAGACAACAGAACGAGGCAUUAUCAAAAGACAAGUCUGGUAAAAAUGUUAAAUCUAAGUUAACUAAUUCUAAAGCUCCAAAAGAAUCUUCAACGAAUUUAAGUAAAGCUAGUACAAAAACUAGCAGUACAGAGAGGUCAAAGCACAGUCCAAAGCUGCCUUCACGUGAUAAGGAAUCCAAACUGGCGACUCCUAAGUCUAUUAGUAACACAAAAUUAAAUCAAAUUGAUGAUCAUUCAAGAUCUACAAAGUCAAAGUUAGAAUCAAAAAUGGUAAAAUUAUCAGGAAGUCAAAUUAAACUAACUGAACAAAAAUCUGAUGCACCAGAUCAUAAAACUCAAGAAAGCACAUUAACACAACCAAAACAUUCAAUAAGUCAACCCCUAACGUCACCUGGAGCACAAAACUUUGGGAUACCAAACCACACCGGUAUUCCCAAACCCACGGCCGCAGUAAAAGGAACAUUUAAAAUAUCUAAAGAUGAUAGGCAUAUUAUAAGUAAAAGUACAAAUAGUCAAUUAAGUCCUAUACAAAGCAAUUCUAGUUUAAAUUCUACAAACAACGUAAGUGCACUUCCGUUUAAUAGAGAACAAUCUAAUUUAAGUAAAGAUGUAUCUCAAAAACAAACUCUAGCUGUUUCACCAAUGCCGAAUCCAGGAAAUCCUACUUCACAAAUGUCUGAAAGUUCACAUUCAAAUUCUACUCAUAGUACUACAGGGCAACAUUCAAAUUCAAGUGAUAGUAGUGUUAUAUACCGUCCUUCUAGUGAAUCGGGAUCUGAGAUAUCGCGAACUACAAACAAUGUGCCUAAUAAAAGAAUAGAUAUGAAUACCACAUACUUAAAUGAUGUGAUUACUGAAGCUGAGAUCUCCGAAAAGGAAGCGGCACAAAAACGAUUAAAUACUGCUUUGAAACCAUCAUUUGAUGUAAACAAAACUUUGACGGAAAUUAAUAAAAAGCUCGAAACUGACAGUAGAUCCAGCACGCCUUCACAUUGUCGAGAUAAUUCUCUUGGUGAGGAUGAAAAUCCAUUAAUGAAUGUUUUACCUAUGAGGCCGUUACUACGAGGUUACAAUAGUCACUUAACACUACCCAUGAGAACAUCAGGUUUAACACAAAAGAAUAUACCAGGCUACCCUCAUCAUGCAAACACAGUUAAAGCUAAUUUUGGUCGAGAAAAUAUGGGCUUACGAGAACGUAUGAAUUAUGGGCCAGGCUUUUCUAAUCCUGAUUAUUGUGACCUAGAAAUAGCUUCAGGGUAUAUGUCUGAUGGCGAUUGUUUACGAAGGAUUAAUGUGAAUGAAUUAGAAUCUGGAAGAAAUAACGACAUUAUGGAUGGUUAUAUGUCGGAAGGCGGUGCUUCGCUUUAUGGUCGUCGUAUGAAUUACCAGCAGCCAUCACAGUUCCAGCAGCUUGAUGAAAGACGUGCUGGAGGUCGCAAUAGAAGUAUGGAGGGCGGCAGUGGCGUCGUGUACAGAGUAGUUGGCCGCACAAGAAGUAAGGCUGACUGUGCCCAGCAAACUGAACGGCAACCACCAGGACCUCGUCAGGACACCACCUGGAAGAAAUACACCGACUCUCCAGGGGUGGGGACUCCGCCAUUGAGUCAGCCAGCUCAAGCGCCGCCGAGUCCAUCGCAUGGACGCAAGGGGGAGAGGCGGACUGGACACCAUUCUCCACAACAUCACAAGAGAGAGAAACUUACAGCGGCCCAACAGUUGGGUAUCGCACCACAUCCACAGUACCCAACAGUGGCUAAUUCACCUAGUCAACAUUCCUCAAGAAGUGGUGCUGCACAGCUGCAGUCACCCAGUGGUGCUUCAUCUCGUCCUUCCAGCGUCUCAAGUGGAGGUAACGGUAGCAGUUGUUCAGCAAGUAAAGCCAAAGUACCCCAAAACUUCGGAUACGUGAAGAGACAAAAUGGUGUGCAACAGCCUGCUCCUCAAGCCAAUGGUCCGCCACAACAUGGACAUGGUGGACGAACGGCCCAAGUAUCUGCGGUUCCUAGAACGAAAGUUAAAGUAUCAGGCGGUACACAAACAUGUACGCAAGACCUCCAAAUACAUAAAAAUGGAAUCGGUCCCAAAUCAUACUCGCUGGGAGGUACGGCUGCGGCACAGUUGUCUGCUUCUGUAAGGGAGCGACUGCUUGGCUCACAAUCACUACCUAAACCUGGGACCCACGAGUUUGCGGCACUGUUUCACCAUCACAGAAUAACACCAAGAGGAGGAAUGAAGAUCAGUGACGGUAGUCUCUCAGAUACUCAGACGUAUUCUGAAGUGAAAUCUGAUUACGGCAUACCUUACGCACCAUGGCUGCGGCAUAGCAAUACAUACUCGGCGAGCGGACGCCUCUCCGAGGGCGAGUCGAUGGAGUCUCUCACGUCGCUGCACUCUGCGCAGGCGCACAACCACACCUCUUCCCCUAACUCACACCACCGCAGCUCACUCACACACAAUAAGCUCAUCAUGCACCGAGACGCUCAGGGCUCCAGACUAAACAGGAGCAACAGCAUUAGAUCAACAAAAUCCGAGAAAUUGUACCCUUCAAUGCUGCAGCGAUCGUCGGAGAGCGAUUAUGAACCAUACUAUUGUUUACCUGUACAGUAUGGACCAGGGCAAGGUCUAAACUAUGGUGUAUCGGAACCACCGUCACCUUCCCCGCGAUCAGCCCUAAGCCCCACCCACCAGCCCGGCAAUGUGAUGCACACACCAAGACAUUCCCAUCACUACCCUAAGAAAAAUGACGACGUGCAUGGCUCUACUGCAUCGCUGGUAUCGACGGCGUCGUCGCUGGCAGCGGGGGCAGGCUCUGAGGAAAGACAAGCUCAUGAGGUCCGGAAAUUGAGAAGGGAGCUCGCAGACGCCAAAGAAAAAGUGCAUACGCUGACCACCCAACUGACUACUAAUGCACACGUGGUGUCAGCUUUCGAACAAAGCUUAUCAAACAUGACACAAAGGCUGCAGCAGCUCACCGCUACAGCUGAGAGAAAGGACUCUGAAGUAACGGAGCUACGUCAAACGAUCGAGUUGCUUCGGAAACAGUCUAUUCAAGCUGGUCUUACAACGGCUCAUAUGCAGUCCAUGGGCAUCAGAGCCGAUGGUGUCAACGUAACUGGACAGCAGGAUCCCAAUACACAAACGCAACAAUCAUCUCCGCAACGUGUCUCUCAAACUGGCAAUGGCGCUAUCACACGACACCUAUCCACUGACAGCGUAUCUAGCAUUAACAGCCUUAGCAGCGGGUCAUCGAUGCCCCAUGAUAAGAAGCAUAAGAAAAAAGGAUGGCUCCGUUCGUCGUUUACGAAGGCUUUCUCGCGAAACGCCAAGAUUUCAAAGACGGCAAAGCAUUCGUCCCUCGGGCAACUGUCGUCGCAGGACAGCUCAUCCGGCUCGCACCACUACGACGACCCUCACACGAUACGGGAGGGCAGUAACGAGAACAGUCUAGAACAUUCGCACGAGGCUCUUGCUGAAAAUAAGGAAAAGCCGACGUGCCCUGCGGGUAAGACUGAAGAACAGACCAAAGAAAAACCUGACGAGUCGGGGUUAGUGGAUGAGCUCAAGCGGCAGUUGCGGGAGAAAGACUUGGUGUUGACCGACAUCCGGUUAGAGGCGCUUAGCUCGGCGCAUCAACUAGAAAGUCUCAAAGACACCGUAAUUAAAAUGAGGAAUGAAAUGUUAAAUCUAAAACAGAAUAAUGAGCGGUUACAAAGGCUAGUGACGUCCAGAUCCCUAGCUGGCUCUCAAAGCUCGUUAGGUACCGGUGGCUCUGCUGUCGAGGAUCCUAGAAGAUUUAGUUUGGCAGACCAAGCUACUAUGCAUCAGGCUGCCAUAGACAUUCAUUCCCAGCCUUUAGACCUAGACUUUAACUGUAUAACCUCCACGCCCACCAUGGAUUUCUCCAAGAAAGCAUCCCCAAACUCUACAAUGGUCGAACCUAUAUACGGGAAUAAAGCAGCCUGCGACCUCAAUGAAAAAGGCGAGCUACUAGCUCUAAACGGCACGAGUGAUAUGUUCACUAAUGGAUUGAAUACUACAGAGAGAUUGAGUGGAGACUACGAUAUUAAUACGGUGUUACCGCCGCCUAAAAGUCGAGAGUUGGCGAUAGGGGAAAGCUAUUCAGAUAUCGGUGUUGCAGACAGUCAAGGAGACACAGCUGACGGAAAGAAAAUAGCAAUAGCGGUAUAUUUAGGACAACCGGAGACAUUCCAAAGAUAUUUCGAGGAAGUACAGGACACGCUGACAGAAUCAGAGUGUAGAUUUUAUGCGAAACAAUCGGCCAGCGCAUACAAUAACCACUUUGAGAAGCAGCCGAGCUUCGAUUCACCGAGAAUGUCCCAAAAUCAUAGCCCUGAAGUGGAGGGACAAGACUUCCCGCAAAUAAAUAAGUCAAACACGAAUAGCCUUAAAAGCAAUAAGUCUACGCACAGUAAUUCGUAUAAGAAUGUUUAUAACAGUGACUCGACAAUAAAUUGUAAUGAAUUCACGAUUGCGUUUACUUAUAUAUCUGGCAAGACUACUUGGCAAAACUUAGAUUAUAUAGUUAGGAAAACAUUUAAAGAUUAUUUGUCUAGAAUAGACCCGGGGACGAAUUUAGGACUAAACACAGAUUCUAUAACGUCGUAUCACUUGGGUGAAGCGACGCGAGGUCCAGAGAUCGGUUUCCCGGAACUGCUGCCGUGUGGUUACAUAGUGGGGACAGUGAACACGCUGUAUAUCUGCCUGCAAGGAGUUGGAAGCUUGGCUUUCGAUAGUCUUAUACCAAAAAACAUUGUAUAUAGGUACGUUUCACUACUAUCGGAACAUCGACGAGUGAUAUUAUGCGGCCCAAGCGGUACUGGCAAGUCAUACUUGGCAGCCAAACUCGCCGAGUUCUACGUACAGAAAACUCAACGCCGCGGAAACCCUGCUGAGGCUGUCGCUACUUUCAACGUUGAUCGUAAAUCGUGCAAUGAACUGCGCGCGUACCUCGCGAACAUAGCGGAACAGUGUAGCGCUGCAAUCACAGCCGGCGAAGAGGCCGCUCUGCCUUCAGUGGUUGUGUUGGACAAUCUGCAGCAUGCUUCGGCGCUUGGUGACGCGUUCGCGGGGCUCUUGCCGCCUGACAAUAGAAAUAUGCCUGUCAUUAUUGGUACAAUGUCACAAGCGACGUGUAAUACAACAAAUCUCCAAUUACAUCACAACUUCAGGUGGCUAUUAACAGCAAAUCACAUGGAACCAGUCAAGGGUUUCCUAGCUAGGUAUCUCCGUCGAAAACUUUUCUCUUUGGAAUUGCGGCUGGGCCGCCGUGAAGCCGCAUUAGCCGCGGUGUUGGAGUGGCUGCCUGGCGUCUGGUCCACACUCAACGCGUUCCUGGAGGCGCACUCGUCGAGUGACGUCACAGUCGGUCCGAGGCUCUUCCUCGCUUGUCCUAUGGAUCUGGAAGCUAGUCAAGCGUGGUUCGCGGACGUGUGGAACUACAGCAUAGUGCCGUACGCAUCGGAGGCGGUGCGUGAAGGCGUCGCACUGUACGGCCGCCGGCGACAUGCUGCCGCCGAUCCGCUGCACCACGUCAAGUCCACUUACCCUUGGAGAGAGCCCAAUCAUUCACAUACACUAAGAGCAAUAACAGUGGAAGAUAUUGACAUUGAAGAUUCAAAUCAAGACUCUAACACUAAUAACAACCAAGAUCCACUGUUAAACAUGUUAAUGCGGCUACAAGAGGCAGCGAAUUACAGCGGGAACCAAAGCCAAGACUCCGACAAUGCCAGUAUGGACUCAAAUCUCACACACGAUAGCUCUAUGGGCAACGAGCUCUAAAUAUAAACUUCCUAAGAGUGAGACUAUUGUAAUAGCAGUGUAACUAAAUACAAAACACAUUCUUCAAUUGGUUUUAAACUGUAAGCAUCUUGUUUUCGUUGUUUACUUAUACAGCGUAUAACGGAACGAACAUGUUAAGAACUAGCGAUAGUAUUCAUGAAACUGAAAAACUUUUCCCGGGAAUUAUAUUUUAAAUAUGAAAAUACUUUUUUUUUUUACAAAUCGUACAGUUAUGCAUUUAGUAUAAUGUUUUAGUGAUUUUUUUUUCAAAACUGAAUUUACAUUCAUAUUUUGAACUAAGUUUCUUUGGGAAAGAUAUUCAAUUUCAUAAAUACUAUCACUAGAUGGACUGGACCUGAUUAUGCCUGUUCCGUUACACUUGGUAUACCUAUAAUGUUUAAAAAUGUACUGCAAUAAUAAUUUAGGCAUAUACAAAUAAUACAUUUAUUUUGGUAUAUUAUUUUGUUAUAUUAGUGGGCGAAUUUUUUUCUUUCUGUAUAAAGUGGAUAGGUAUUUGUUAAAAAAUAUUUUGCAUUCAUGAUAUGUGAAACUAUACAUUACGAGAAUCUCACACAGAUUUAGUGAUAUAUAUUAGAUAUACAAAUAACCAAAUUGGUAUUUACUGAAGUAAAAUGAUAAUGUCCCUUUUUAUUUCGAGUCGAGCACGAGAUAAUGCUAUAAUUUAAUUGUAUUUAAUUCCUUUAAUUGCAGUACAUUUUUAUAUACUAUGUUAUUGUUAGUAAACAUAAGUGCUUUAUGUCAUCAAGUGUAUGAUCUAAUAUAAAAUGUUCGAUACACUAGCUAUUAAGUUACAAUAUCUAUGUAUGCAUUAUUUGCGUAUGAACUUUAAGCCAAAUAUUUGCCAUAUGUACAUUAUUUAUAUUUAUUUACUUUAAGCGUUUAUUUUUAGUUAACAUUUUGUUUUCUUUUCAUUAUUGUUGAACAAAUUAAAAAAAUAUUAAAUCUAUACAAAUCGAAAGGAUUUUGCUCUGCAAUAUUUGUAAAACAAUCAAAUAUAAGUGAGAGUGUAUAGUCCUUCCUGUUUCCUUUUUGUUGCAAAUUGUAAUUUUUUAACGUCAAGUUAAAAUAUCUACACGUAUUCGUGAGUAAAUCAACGACAGUGCCUAGAGCGAUAUUUUUUCCAUGUUUAUGAAGUACUACACAAACAUGUAGGACUUUACUGUUUAUAUGAAGCAUGACGGCUUUUACUAUUGUUAUAUUUUUUCAAAGUUAGGAUACGGACCGCAUUUGUAUUAAUACAUGUAAAUUAACAUAUGAAAGUGUAAUUUUUAUACCAUUUUCAUAUUAAAAACUCAUGUACCUAAUAAAUAUUUUUAGGUGUAAAUAAAAUGUUUAAUAUAAUUUUUUUCUAUGCGAUUACACUAACCGCUACUAUGCCAUAUACAGUAUAGCGUUACUUUUGUAUAGAAAUGCGUAAGGACUGCGUUACAGUGUAUUGUAUGGAUUGACUUGUGUGCAUAACUGAAACGUGAUAUCUACAAUCUAUGCUUUACUGAAAUGUAAAAUAAACAUUGAUUAUAAAAGUG